Molecule: messenger RNA, 1687 nt
Organism: Ilyonectria robusta
Lineage: Eukaryota; Fungi; Ascomycota; Sordariomycetes; Hypocreales; Nectriaceae
Product: cytochrome P450
Exons: 4
Coding region: 1-1533 (510 amino acids)
Molecular function (GO): iron ion binding; monooxygenase activity; oxidoreductase activity, acting on paired donors, with incorporation or reduction of molecular oxygen
Source: RefSeq, a predicted model, not a curated record
AUGGGGAUUCUGGCGGCCCGAGCGGAGCAGUGGUUCGUGCCACUGCUUGGCUUCCUUGUCGUUGUCUACUUCAUCAAUAAGCUUGUUGUAUACGCCAGACUAAGACAAUUUAGAGGCCCGCGAUGGACUGGUUUGACCGACUUGCCGCACAGCAAGGCAAUGCUGCACAAUUGCCACGAGUGGUACGCAGAUAUCAGUGACAAAUACGGACCUAUUGCUCGCGUCGCCCCCAAUCUUCUCGUCACUUCUUCACCUACAAUCUGGGCUCACGUCAACAAUAAACCCGGAUAUAAACGCUCUGAUUGGUACUAUCACGCCUGCCGCGUGGAAUAUCGGCGGGACAAUGUCUUCACCCAGACGGAUAACGUAAAGCACGAGCAGAGGAGGAAGCAGAUGGCUCCAGGAUACUCGGGCAGAGAAAACCUCGACCUCGAGGCGUCCGUUGAUAAGCGACUCCAAGAAUUCAUCAAUCUUAUCCGAUCCAAGUACAUCUCAUCUGAUGACCAGAUCCUGCCCAUGGAUCUGGCCAAAAAGGUCCAGUACUUCACCCUUGAUGUCAUCAGUACUGUUGGCCUGGGUAAGCCUUUUGGAAUGCUUCCCAGCGACCGGGACGUCGAUGACUACGUCAAAUCAAGCGAAGAAGGCCUCGUGGCCGCCUCGUUUGCCCUGGCUCUGGGCAUGAGCUGGGUGGCCCAGGCUCCUCUCAUCGGCAGGUUCAUUGCCCCAUCGCCAAAUGACAACAACGGCUUUGGCAAAAUGAUGGCUACUUGCUUCCGCUUUGUUGACGAGCGUACGGCAAACCCCGUUGACAAGCGAUCCGACAUGCUGGCUUCGUUCAUCCGCCAUGGGCUGACGGGCGACGAACUGCGCUCCGAGGCGCUCGAGCAGAUCAUUGCAGGCUCUGACACCACAGCCGGUGCCAUCCGUGGCACUCUCCUCCAAAUCAUGGCAAAUCCUCGCGUAUACUUCAAGUUGCAGCGCGAAGUCGACGAUGCCGUGCGUGACGGCAAGGCUCCGAGCGCGGCAGAUGGCCUCAUCACCAUGGAACAGACAAAACGACUCCCGUACAUGCGGGCCGUAAUCCGCGAGUCACUCCGAAUCUGGCCGCCUGUUGCAAACAUCUUCUCGCGUGAUGUUCCGCCUGGGGGGGACACUGUCAACGUCAACGGGGAGGACGUCUUCCUGCCAGGCGGGACUUGCAUCGGACACUCAUCAUGGGCGAUGCACCAUAGCAAGGAAACGUAUGGCCAGGACGCCAAGAUGUUCCGCCCAGAGCGGUGGUUUGAGUCGGAUCCUGAUAAGCUGGCGGAAAUGACUCGAACCAAUGAUUUGGUUUUUGGCCAUGGCAAGUUCCAGUGCUUAGGGAAGCCAGUUGCACAGCUUGAGAUUGGGAAGCUGGUAUUCGAGCUGAUGCGCAAUUUCGAACUGUCACUCCUGAACCCGAUGCGUCCAUGGGUUACUCGAAACGUGCUUGGCCUGUUCGCAAUUUCGGACAUGUGGAUUCAAGUGAGAGAGCGAACAGACUUAUCGUAACGAACUAAUAAUGUCGAGUUGAUGAUAACGUGUACUCUAUGCACGGUAGUAUGGCUAAGUAGAAUGUUUGGAGGUUCAGGUCCUAGCAGAGAUCAGGAUGGUUACGUUAAGCAACGCGAUGACUGAAUGGGAGUUUGACCAAGAACGACAUCCA